CCGGUCCCGCUUGUUGUAGACCUGCCUCCCUUGGAGCGUCCGCCUAUUGUCAUCGAUGCUUCGCCGCGGCCGGUCGUGGCUCCGGGCUUGAGCGGAGGGAGGGGCAUGUUCAAGAGGUUGAUAGUGGCUUGUGAUGGAACAUGGAUGAACUCGGACAACGGCAUGCUCAACGGACGAAUAGCGGUACCCAGCAACGUAACGAGACUAUCGAGAGCAAUCAAAGCCGUCAGUCAAGACGGGAUUCCCCAAAUAGUGAACUACCAAAUGGGAGUGGCCUCGCAAGGAAGUGUUCUCAAUCGACUCACCCACGGCGUCACCGGUGAAGGUCUCCAAGACACCAUCCUCGAAGCCUACUCCUUCCUAGCCAACAACUACCACCCCGGCGAUGAGCUCUUCCUCUUCGGCUUCUCCCGCGGAGCCUUCACCGCGCGCUCCAUAGCCGGGCUGAUCGGGCACGUCGGACUACUCACCAAAAAGGGCCUCAACUCCCUACCCGCCGUCUGGGAAGAUUAUCAGCACCGAUACGACGCCGGCUACAUCUCGCGCAACCCGACGCAACCUUUCCCCAACAAACCCAGCGCCAGCUCACCACGCUACACGCGCGAACUCCAACGCCGCGGCCUGACGCGCCUCGACAUCCCCAUCAAGGUCGUCGGCGUGUGGGACACGGUCGGCAGCCUGGGCAUGCCUCGCAUCGGCCUCCUGCAGCGCCUAGGCGUGCAGGACCCGCAGAGCGAGGAAAUGGCCUUUUACGACACCAAGAUCUCCGACUGCAUCGAAAACGCCUUCCAAGCCCUCGCGCUCGACGAGAAGCGCACCGCCUUUGCACCCGCCGUUUGGGAGAAGCCUGAAGGGAAUCGCACGACGCUGCGGCAGGUGUGGUUCCCAGGGGCGCAUAGCGAUGUCGGGGGUGGGAGCGACGACACGCAGCUGGCGAAUAUCAGCCUGGCGUGGAUGAUGAGCCAGGUGGAGCCGUUUCUGGAUCUGAGGGAGGGGUAUCUGUUUGAGCUCGAGGAGGAGAAUGAGCGGUGGUAUCGCGAGACGGGGCAGGCGAGGAGGCCGUGGGGGUUUGGCGAGAUUUGGAAUUCGACGUCCGGAUUGUAUGCACUCGGGGGUGGGACGUACCGCACCCCAGGCCUCUACCACGCCGUAACCCCCAAAACCGGCCGCACGACCAACCGGCCCCUCCGCUCGACAAACGAAUACAUCCACCCCUCGGUGCGCAUCCGGCUCCAGCUGCACGGCCCGGGAAUCUCGGAUAAAGGCAUCUACAACCCGCGCGCCCUGACGGAUAACUACAAGCUCGUCGUCGAG
Messenger RNA from Westerdykella ornata, 1314 nucleotides. RefSeq lists its product as uncharacterized. The transcript is spliced from 4 exons. The record is from RefSeq and is a predicted model, not a curated record. NCBI's taxonomy places the organism in Eukaryota, Fungi, Ascomycota, Dothideomycetes, Pleosporales, Sporormiaceae. The annotation marks the transcript as partial.